AUGGCGAGCUUCGCAUCAGAGCUGCAAGGCGCAACACCUCCUGUUCCGCCUCCCAAACCUGGUAGCCAUGAGACGAGUCGCAUUGCGACACCAACCUCAGCCGGCGUCCCUCCACCAUCCGAAGGCCGCAUCCCAUCUAAUAAUGUGAAUCCUGCGCCGACAUCCAUACCCGACCCAGGCGAUCAAUGGCUUCCUCGAAUAUUGCAGGAUAAGUCAAAACAAGACUUAGCUGAGCUGCUCGCGAAUCCAGAUCUACUCAAUGCUCUGACACACUCCCCCGAGUCUAUUCACCCAUCUCUACAAGCCUCGCAUCAGGCUCUAUCAGCCGCGCUUAACGAGAACAUUGAGCUCGCAAGCCAACUUACAGAUAUGGAAGCACGGUUAUCGCACCAGCGCGCAUCGACACAGGCGCAGCUUCUCUCAACACAUACACUCGAACGACAAUGGCGGCAGAAGCAGUCUGAUAUGGACCACGCGUUGGCGCCGUUCUCGCCCUCGGCGCUGUACCAGCAAUUAGGACAAGGUGUGCAGGAGCAGGCAUUAGUAUGUGAGGCUAUGGAAGAGAGCUUUCUUGAGGGUGAGGGAGAGGGUGUAGCAGCGACGGAAAGAGAGGUUACAGAUUGGGUGCGUAGAUACCGGGAGGCCAAGGUGCAGUUUUACCUAAGGCAGGAGAGGAAGCAGAGAUGGGAUGAAGGUCGUGUGGGAGGAUGGAGAUGA
Messenger RNA from Fusarium coffeatum, 717 nucleotides. RefSeq lists its product as uncharacterized. Gene Ontology annotation, biological process: protein targeting to vacuole; protein targeting to membrane; ubiquitin-dependent protein catabolic process via the multivesicular body sorting pathway. NCBI's taxonomy places the organism in Eukaryota, Fungi, Ascomycota, Sordariomycetes, Hypocreales, Nectriaceae. Bases 1 to 717 code for a protein of 238 amino acids. The transcript is spliced from 2 exons. Gene Ontology annotation, cellular component: ESCRT I complex. The record is from RefSeq and is a predicted model, not a curated record.